Molecule: messenger RNA, 1282 nt
Organism: Ceratina calcarata
Lineage: Eukaryota; Metazoa; Arthropoda; Insecta; Hymenoptera; Apidae
Exons: 1
Molecular function (GO): zinc ion binding; nucleic acid binding
Source: RefSeq, a predicted model, not a curated record
AUGGCUGAAAAGGAAAUAUUCAGUGUCACGAAAUUUGACGGCACAAACUUCGAAUUGUGUAAGUAUGGCGUGUCGCUAAUGUUGGAAUCGCAAGAUUUGCUGGAGUACGUUGAAGGGACGGAUUUGCAGCCCGAUAAAUUGACGAAGGUAAAGGAGUGGAAGGAAUGGAGAAAACGACAGUCAAAAACGUCAGUGAUUCUACUGAGUUCAGUGGAACCGGUGUUACAUAUUAAUUUAGUAAAUUGCGUGACACCAAAAGAAAUUUGGCAGAAGCUCCAUGAACUGUAUGGCGAUACUACGGAGGAUGCGAAACAACGCUGUUGGCAACAGUUCUAUGAUUUCCGUAUAACAGAUGGUGAGUCAGUUGCGACUCAGAUUGAAAAAUUUGAAAAAAUCUGCAGGAAAUUAGACAAUGCAGAUGACAAACCGUCAGAUACGGCCAUUAUGUCGAAGUUACUGAAUAGUUUACCGGCAAGAUUUUCUACAUUCAGAAUGGCUUGGGAAUGUACCGCCAGAGAAGAGAGAAAGAAAGAAAAUCUGAUUGGAAGAAUUAUUCGUGAAGAUAAGCGAUUACAAGUAACAGAGGAAGAAACCUCAUCGUUGGCAUUACAAGUGCAAGCAUUGCAGGCGAGACUUGAUAAUCAAGUAAAGCAAGGCACAAGUGGAGAUCGUAAAGAUAAACAGAAAACAGGAAAGAAGAAAAUUGAUGAACUCAAGAAAAAACACCCAUGCAAUUACUGCCAUGAGAAAGGUCACUGGUAUCGUGAAUGUAAGAAAAGGCUAGCAGAUGGAAAGAAAACGAAGUCCGAGCAAGCGUAUGUGUGCGACAUAUCGGUAUUUUUCUCGGAAACCACAGAUGAUGACGAAUCGGUGUGGCUAGCUGAUUCGGGUGCUAGUAUGCACAUGACAUUCAAACGAGACUAUUUUAGUGAACUUGGCCCUGUGAAAAACAUACGGUGUGUGAAAAUUGCAGGAAAUAAGUUACUCCCAGUAACGGGUGUCGGUACUAUAAACAUUCAAGUGACCGUGAACAAGAAACUUGAAAAUCGUCAGUUGACAAACGUGUUGUUGGUUCCGGAUUUGAAGCGUAAUCUGUUUUCAGUGGGAGCUAUAACGGACAGAGGGUUCUCAUUUCAUAGUUAUCAUGAUCGAUGUGAGGUACGAGAAUCAAGAGGAGAAUUCGAUGUAAAAACGGCGUUUUUGUAUGGGGAACUAAAAGAGAUCAUUUACAUGGAGCAGCCUCAGGGUUUUGUAGAUAAAACGAAUCCUGUUCUCUGGCAGA